This is a messenger RNA of Ceratosolen solmsi marchali, 1374 nucleotides long. RefSeq names its product Glycine C-acetyltransferase (gene Gcat). Gene Ontology annotation, biological process: L-threonine catabolic process; biosynthetic process. Gene Ontology annotation, molecular function: pyridoxal phosphate binding; glycine C-acetyltransferase activity. The coding region runs from base 20 to 1216 and encodes 398 amino acids. Gene Ontology annotation, cellular component: mitochondrion. Lineage: Eukaryota; Metazoa; Arthropoda; Insecta; Hymenoptera; Agaonidae. The transcript has 6 exons. The record is from RefSeq and is a predicted model, not a curated record.
AGGUAAACGGAGCAUCGGAAUGCGGUACAAAACACAUUUAGCAACAGUGCUAAAAUUUGAAUUAACAUCUAUCAAGGAUGCUGGUACUUGGAAAAAUGAGCGAAUUAUUGCAUCAUCUCAGAGUACCAAUAUUUUAUUGGCUAAUGGAAAGAAAGUUCUUAAUUUUUGUGCAAAUAAUUAUUUAGGAUUAUCAAAUAAUAAAGAAAUUAUUAAAGCAGCUAAGGUAGCUGUAGAUAAAUAUGGUGUUGGCUUGAGUUCGGUUCGUUUCAUUUGUGGUACACAAGAUAUUCAUUUAGAGCUGGAGAAAAAACUAUCAGCAUUUCAUAAUCGAGAGGAUGCAAUACUCUAUGCAUCAUGUUUUGAUGCUAAUGCUGGAAUAUUUGAAACAUUAUUAACUCCAAAUGAUGCAAUUUUUAGCGAUGAGCUUAAUCAUGCUUCCAUUAUUGAUGGAAUACGACUUUGUAAAGCUAAAAAAUUCAGGUAUAAGCACAGAGACAUGAUGGAUUUAGAAUCUAAACUGAAAGAGACUUCAACAGCACGAUUACGUUUGAUUGCUACCGACGGUGUAUUUUCAAUGGAUGGAACUGUUGCACCUUUACCAGACAUAAUUAAUCUUGCCAAGAAGUACAAUGCCUUAACUUUUGUAGAUGAUUGCCAUGCCACUGGAUUCUUUGGUAAAACUGGCAGGGGAACAGAAGAGUUCUUUGAUCAACUUGGUAGUAUUGAUAUAAUCAAUUCUACACUAGGUAAAGCAUUAGGAGGAAUAACUGGUGGCUACACAGUAAGUUCCAAAUUAGUUAUAGAUUUAUUGAGACAGCGAAGUCGGCCAUAUCUUUUUUCUAACUCAUUACCACCACCAAUAGUUGCAUCAGGAAUUCGAGUAAUAGACCUUAUAAGUCAGAGUACUGACUUGAUAACAAAAUUGGAACAUAAUACAGAAUUAUUUAGACAACAAAUGGUUAAUGCUGGUUUUAAAAUUAAUGGCGAUAUGCAUCCUAUUUGUCCUGUUAUACUUGGGGAUGCCAAACUUACAAAUGUAUUUGCAGAUAAAAUGUUAGAAAAAGGCAUAUAUGUUAUUGGAUUUAACUAUCCUGUAGUUCCAAAAGAAAAAGCUAGAAUAAGAGUUCAAAUUAGUGCAGCUCAUUCAAUUGAAGAUAUACAUAGAGCUAUCGAGACAUUUACAGAAAUUGGAAAGGAACUGAAAGUGAUUAAAUAAAUAACUACAAUAUACAUUAUUAGAAUAAAAUAAUUUUAAAUUAUAGUAUGCCUGGGAAGAGAUAUGGUACACUUUUACAAUCUUAAGAAAUUUAUUUUAAGAAAUGAAUGUAUGGUUCAGGUAUCAGAAAUAUUCCCUUUAACAUUUUUAAUCACACU